ACCCCUUGGCCCGCCAAAGCGGGGCCCCCGACCGGAGCCCCCCUCCCCGGAGCUCGGACCAGGGACAUGUUACAGAAGAGGCAGCUGAGGCCCAGAGAUGUUAAGAGACUUGCCCAAGGUCAUAGAGGUCCUCGCGUGCCCAGCGGGCUCGAGGCCAGAGCCCAGAGCAACCAGCACAAUAGCGUCCAACAGCUGGAACACCAGCAACAGCCCCGGAGAGGGCCGGGAUGAUGGGCCCGAGGGGCUGGACAAAGGGCUGGACAAUGAUGCGGAGGGAGUGUGGAGCCCCGACAUUGAGCAGAGCUUCCAGGAGGCCCUCGCCAUCUAUCCUCCCUGUGGUCGGCGUAAGAUCAUCCUCUCAGAUGAAGGCAAGAUGUAUGGUCGCAAUGAGUUGAUAGCCCGAUAUAUCAAGCUAAGGACAGGAAAGACUCGGACAAGGAAACAGGUGUCCAGCCACAUACAGGUUCUAGCAAGGAAGAAGGUGCGGGAGUACCAGGUUGGCAUCAAGGUCUCUAGCCACUUGCAGGUUCUAGCCAGGCGGAAAUCGAGGGAGAUUCAGUCCAAGUUGAAGGCCAUGAACCUGGACCAGGUCUCCAAGGAUAAGGCCCUCCAAAGUAUGGCCUCUAUGUCCUCAGCUCAGAUUGUCUCAGCCAGCGUCUUGCAGAAUAAACUCAGCCCGCCUCCCCCAAUCCCCCAGGCAGUUUUCUCUGCCGCUGCUUCACGGUUCUGGAGUGGGCCCCCUCUCCCGGGACAGCAGCCGGGACCCUCUCAGGACAUCAAACCCUUUGCACAGCCAGCCUACCCCAUCCAGCCACCCCUGCCACCCACUCUCACUAGUUACGAGCCCUUGGCCCCACUCCCACCAGCCGCCUCUGCCGUGCCUGUGUGGCAGGACCGCACCAUCGCCUCCACUAGACUUCGGCUCCUAGAAUAUUCAGCUUUUAUGGAAGUGCAGCGAGAUCCAGACACGUACAGCAAGCAUUUGUUCGUGCACAUUGGCCAGACCAACCCUGCCUUCUCAGACCCUCCCCUGGAAGCCGUGGACGUUCGCCAGAUCUAUGACAAGUUCCCCGAGAAAAAGGGUGGGCUGAAGGAUCUGUAUGAGAAAGGGCCACCUAAUGCCUUCUUCCUUGUCAAGUUCUGGGCUGACCUGAACAGUACCAUUCAGGAUGGACCUGGGGCUUUCUACGGGGUCAGCUCCCAGUACAGUUCCGCUGAUAGCAUGACCAUCAGCGUCUCCACCAAGGUCUGCUCCUUCGGCAAGCAAGUGGUAGAGAAAGUGGAGACGGAGUACGCGCGGCUGGAGAAUGGUCGUUUUGUGUACCGCAUUCAUCGCUCCCCCAUGUGUGAAUACAUGAUCAACUUUAUCCACAAGCUGAAACACCUACCUGAGAAGUAUAUGAUGAACAGCGUCUUGGAGAACUUCACUAUCCUACAGGUAGUGACGAGUCGAGACUCCCAGGAGACACUGCUGGUCAUUGCCUUUGUCUUCGAAGUCUCCACCAGUGAGCACGGGGCCCAACAUCAUGUCUAUAAGCUGAUCAAGGACUAGGGUCUCCUUUCCUGAUUCAACUACCACCUGCCGACCUGGGGCCAGAGCCCAAGACGUGUCUCCCCUCCUCAUCCCUACCUCCUGACCUGGGGGCCUUGGUCUAGGACAUGCCCCUUAACCUUCUACCUGCCUGCUGACCCAGGUCCCAGGCCCAGGACAAGUCCCACCCCUAUAUACACUCCACUCUACUGUGGUCUAUGCUUUAAUUGUUGAAGAAGACAGCCUAGCCUCAGGCAGUGGGGCAGCCAGCCCCUUCUCACACCAAAACUCUCCUUUUCCUUUCCCACCCUCCCCUCUUCACCAUCAUCCAGUUCAAGUGGGGCUCCGGCUGACCUGGAUUUGGGGCAAUGGGGGCCUCUCUAGAAUGGAAAGAAGACAAAAAAAAACUUUUUAAGUUUUCUGAGAAGCAGGCUCUGGUCCAGGGGAAUGGUCUGGGACAAGCUCAAUUAAGGUUGAAGAAAAAUUAGAGAUGGGUCCCAGAAAAGUGAGACACCCCCCACCCAGAGAAAGGGUUUUGAGGAGUGUGAUGGGAAGACCAUAGCCCUAAAGGCAGUCAGCGGAAGUGGGGAGGAGGAGGGCUUGGGAAGUAGUUAGAAGAAGACUAUAGAGUGAAACUGGGAAAGAGGAGUGGGUGAGAAGGCAGAAGGAGAAGGAGAGGUGGCUGGAGAAUGGAACGACGAAUGAUGAAGUGGGGAGUUAGGAGUGGAGCUGAUCAGAGUGGGGCCAGUCACAAGGAAGGUCAGCAGCUUGUGGUAUCCCUGCAUCCCCAAGGCCAGUUCUAGCUGAAGCUAGUAGAGGGUAGAGAUGGGGUCGCUAUGUAGGUGGGUUUCAACAUGGAGCAUGGAGUUGCUCCAUUGUGGGAUGCCCUGAGGGUUCAAGGAGAUGGACAAGGGUCAAGUAGUAGGGUCUGCAGCUGCUUUGAUGUGGGAUCUCUGUGGAGCCAUGCCAAAGAACCAGGACCAAGUCACCUGUUUAGGCAAGUUUGUGGACCUAAGGAAGUUGGAGGUGGGAAUAAAGAAUCAUCGUUACUGAAUACUAGGUGAGAGGGCUGAGGGUCCGCCGCCUAAACCCCUAUAAUCUGGGUCAUGGAAGGGGGGAGGGCCGGUGGCCAUUCCAAAUGUUUGAAGCAAAAAUAGUGAUCGUUAGCUGUGCCACCUUCAAUAAGGACUUACAGGCCCUAAUUCUGAGUGUCCUUCCCCUUCCCUCAGGAGGACCCACUUUAGCUCCAACUUUCACAGCUGCAAUUACCCCCAGAUCCCACCCCCCAAACAUAGGCAGCCUCCUUCCCCCACAAAAUACCUCACAGAAACACACCACACAUAUACACGUCCUACAGUCGCCACGCCUUUCUGAAGGUGCCCCCAGACCUGUCCUAUGGAGUCCCCCAGCAGCCUAGCUCUGUUUUUGUCACCAUCUGUCUAGACCGUUGCUGGUUGGUAUUACCACCACACAUCCCAUCCCAGGAAUUAGACCUCAUUUUGUCUAAUUCCCUCUCUGGUGCUGGCAGGGGGAACCAAUUCCCAGUACUAUUCCCUUCUCACUCCCAACCAAACUUGAAUAAUUGAUUUAACAGCCCUUAAUGCAGUGCCUACCCCAGAGGACAAAAAUAACACCAUCUUGCUCUCACAGAGAUUUCAGUCUGGCCUUCCCCUUGGGGGGACCCCUGCUCUUAGGGCUAAGGUUGUUGGUAGUGGGGAGAGGGAAUGGGCUAAGGGCCUAUGGCCUAGAACCUAGGACUGGACAGGCAACUGGAGAAUCAGACAUAGCUGGAGCAUGGGAGAGAACUGAAGGGCCCCAUCUCUUUAGGGAUCAGCUCAGAACCCCAUCUCCCAGGUCCCUAUUGUUCAGCUCAUCCCAUUUAAAAUUCUAGUUUGGUUGAGUUCUCUAAAAGAAAAAAUAGAUGGAGAUGUGGGUUGACCCCAUUUUCUCUCCUAGGGCUUUUGGUGGGGACCAGUCCUUAGGCCCACAUCUGGGAAUGAAGGUUAACCCUCCCUUUCUCCUCCUGGUGUGCCCAUAGCCCCAAAGACCCACUCCCACUGGCCUUCCCCAACACCAGCUUGGAGGAGGUAGCAAAAGCCUUUGAUUAUUUAUGAGUUUCAUAUGAAGUACUGUUCCCCUUCUCUCCCAUCCACAUGUCACCCCCUCCCAAGGUGUGUCCCUCCCCUGAGCUUCCCCAGGCCCUUCAUGGAUUACAAAUUGCUCAGGCCACCCCACACCCUUCCCUCCCUCUCCCUGCACCCAGUUUUGUAAUGUAUAUUAUAUAUAUUAUAUAUAUAUAUAUAUAUUUUUGUGUAUUUUUUUAAUCUAGCUGUGAUGGGUUGUAUCAUAUCCGAGGCGUGUGGCAGGGCAGUGGCCCUCAGGAGGCCAAGCUCCUGCUUGGAAAAAAUUAAAGUUAUUUGCUUGUG
This is a messenger RNA of Vombatus ursinus (common wombat), 3957 nucleotides long. It is a transcript of the gene TEAD3, whose product is annotated as TEA domain transcription factor 3. Gene Ontology annotation, molecular function: RNA polymerase II cis-regulatory region sequence-specific DNA binding; DNA-binding transcription factor activity, RNA polymerase II-specific. NCBI's taxonomy places the organism in Eukaryota, Metazoa, Chordata, Mammalia, Diprotodontia, Vombatidae. The record is from RefSeq and is a predicted model, not a curated record. Gene Ontology annotation, biological process: embryonic organ development; positive regulation of transcription by RNA polymerase II; hippo signaling. The coding region runs from base 98 to 1552 and encodes 484 amino acids. Gene Ontology annotation, cellular component: transcription regulator complex. The transcript is spliced from 15 exons.